Molecule: messenger RNA, 2801 nt
Organism: Radiomyces spectabilis
Lineage: Eukaryota; Fungi; Mucoromycota; Mucoromycetes; Mucorales; Radiomycetaceae
Product: P-loop containing nucleoside triphosphate hydrolase protein
Exons: 8
Coding region: 369-2348 (659 amino acids)
Molecular function (GO): RNA binding; ATP binding; RNA helicase activity
Source: RefSeq, a predicted model, not a curated record
AUUCUUUGAUUUGAUUCCAUGUUCCAAAAGAAACCUGCCAAGAAGUUUAAUUUCGGACUACCGUCCAAUCGCAAAUCAGUGUUUGGUUCGCAGGAAACCGAAAAAUACCAGCCUCCCAGUUUGACGGACGACAGUAAACGUAAAUCAGCCAAUAACGACGAUGCCGAUCAGCCAACCGAACCCAAACGAAUGCGUGCGACCUUGGAAGCCGAUGAUGAGGAGGACUUUUUAGCGAGUGCAGGCAUUGGUACGAACAAGUGGAACAGGCAUGGCGAACUGUCGAAAGUUCGUGCAGGUGUCAUUUAUUUUGGUUUGUUUGUUGACUAGACAUCCCGUCGUCUGUCAAAGAAAGCGUUGCGCGACCGUCUAUGAGCCAAAAAGCCCAAGAUGAAGAAGAAGAAGAAGAAGAAGACGAUCCACUGGACGCAUUCAUGGCCGAUAUGAGUGCCCAGGCAAAAACAGAAAAACGAGAGCCAAAGAUUCGACGGGACGAUUUUGAAGAAGAAGAUCAUAUUGAAAGUUAUGUACGACACAUGAAAGAAAAGGGCGUGGCGAUCGGCAAAAGCGACGCUAGCAGCAUGGUGCGCGAUGAGAAUGCGGACUCGGACGAAGAAGUGUAUGCGACAGCUGCUGCUGUCGAUGCUCAGCUGAACUACGAUUCCGACGAAAACGCCAUGCCUGUGAAGAAGGAAAUCGAACCGUUGGCUCGCGUGGAUCAUAAUGCCAUCGACUAUCCCGAGAUUGAAAAGUGCUUUUACGAGGAACAUGCCGACAUUGCAGCAUUAACUCCCGAGCGUGUACAAGAACUUCGACGAGAAAUGGGAUUACGUGUUUCCGGCAUGGCGCCUGCCAAACCUUGUUUUUCUUUUGCUCAUUUCGGGUUUGACGAUCAUCUCAUGUCCGCUAUCAUUAAAGCAGGUUAUACGGAGCCCUCGUCCAUUCAAAAGCAAGCUAUCCCCGUUGCCAUGGAAGGAAGGGAUAUCAUUGGUAUCGCCAAAACAGGUUCCGGAAAAACGGCCGCCUUUGUUUUACCCAUGCUCGUGCAUAUAAUGGAUCAGGAAGAACUGAUGAAAGGCGACGGUCCCAUUGGCCUUAUUCUUGCUCCCACCAGGGAAUUGGCCGCACAAAUUUAUCAAGAAUCCAAGAAAUUUGCAAAGGCUUAUGGUUUAAAAGUGGCCGCUGUGUAUGGUGGAGCAUCAAAAAUGCAGCAGUUCAAGGACCUACGAAGUGGCACAGUUGAAAUCUUGGUUGCGACCCCUGGUCGUUUGAUCGAUAUGAUCAAAAUGAAGGCAACAAACUUGAGACGUGUGAGUUACCUGGUGCUGGAUGAAGCCGAUCGAAUGUUUGAUCUUGGCUUUGAACCUCAGGUGCGCUCUAUCUGUGACAAUGUUCGUCCUGACAGACAAACUUUGCUUUUCAGUGCCACGUUCCAGAAGCGCAUUGAGAGUCUUGCCCGUCAAGUAACCAGCGACUCUAUCCGCAUAAGCGUAGGCAAUGCAGGUCAAGCCAAUGAAGAUAUCACCCAAGUGGCUGUUGUGCUGGAAGACGAAAUGCUGAAAUGGGAUUGGCUGAUGAGGCGUUUAGCCGGCUUUUGUGUUGAGGGUAGCGUCAUUAUUUUUGUCUCGCGCAAAGAUGCAGUUUCUCUUUUAGCAGAGAAUGUAGGAAAAGCAGGCUUCGAAUGUGGCGCACUUCAUGGCGAUCUGAUGCAGUUUGAACGUGAAAAGGUGCUACGUGACUUUAAGGCGAAUAAGUUCAAUAUUCUUGUGGCCACGGAUGUCGCCGCUCGUGGUCUGGAUAUCAAAGCUGUAAAGACGGUGAUCAAUUACGAUGCGGCGCGUGACAUUGACUCUCAUGUUCACCGAGUGGGACGAACCGGUCGUGCAGGCGAAAAGGGUACUGCCUACAGUUUAGUGACGAAAAAAGAAGACAAAUUCGCUGGUGAUUUGGUACGCCAUCUGGAAAGUUCAGGGCAGGCCGUGCCUCCUGAACUGAUGACGCUGGCGAUGAGCAAUUCACGGUUUCGAUAUUCUCGUGAAAACGGUGGACGACGCGGCGGACGAGGUCGUGGUCGCGGUCAAGGAGGCAGAGGUCGUGGUCGCGGUGGUGCCGGUGAUCGACGAGGAAUUGGCAGUUCUUUCAUGACAGGUUCCAACAAUGAACCUUUGCCUCCUCGUUCAAACAUGGGAUACUCCCGGGCGCCUCCAGGCGGUCCGAUGAAUUUCCAAAAAGCAACAACGUCUGCAGCAGGCGCCGGAGGGCUUCACACGGUGAACAAUCCUUCGAGUCACGGUGACUAUAGAAGAUCGGAUGAUCGUGAUCGUUACCCUCGGUCCAGCCGAUGGCAGUAAGCCUUUCGCAGGAAAACCAGUUUAUCUAAUCAAAAAAUGGGUCAAAUUUUUCAUUUAUUCUCCUUCAAUCAUUUCAUAAAAUAUCGUUAUCACUCAUUGACCUCCAUGAUUUUUUUCUUUCAUGGAAGUUGAGUUUCUCAAUAGAAUCUUCGUUUUUACUUGCAACACACAGUAUCCAAAACAACACAUAUGAUUCAUGUAGAGUUUAGUCGCCUUCCUCCGAAAAAAAAAUUAGAAGCAUGAAUCGCGGCUGUUUUUCCAUAUUUUUCUCAUUUUUAUCGAAGAAAUGGAUAAAGGAAAAAAAGUACACUUUAUAAAGGAAGAGAUAGUUCUCCUCUCUUCAAUGAAACUGAAAAGAUGAGGUUCCUGGAAGACUGCUUUCGUAAGCGGAGCCAGAACAAAUGUGAAUACAAGAAUCUUUUUUUUUUUUUUUUUUUUUUUUUUUUUUUUUUU